This is a messenger RNA of Saxophila tyrrhenica, 1392 nucleotides long. RefSeq lists its product as uncharacterized. Bases 1 to 1392 code for a protein of 463 amino acids. The transcript is spliced from 6 exons. The record is from RefSeq and is a predicted model, not a curated record. NCBI's taxonomy places the organism in Eukaryota, Fungi, Ascomycota, Dothideomycetes, Mycosphaerellales, Extremaceae.
AUGGGCCUACCAUACUGGGCCCUUCGACACUUCAGUGACUCUGUGGAAGCAACAACAUUCGAAGAAGAGUAUCGUGAAUACUGCUUGCCAGUUCUAGAUCCUCAGAUCAUCACUUGCACGGAAGAGCCUUUCAAUCAGACCUCCUUCGAGACCGGGAGCAAUCUCGUGCGCUAUGAACCCUUGUAUCAGCUUGAGGCUGCUGAUGAAGAUGCGCCUCCCAUCACGCUGUACAAAAUCAUCCUCGACUAUCCGAACGACGACCCGUACGCCAUCAAGUUCCGCACCAACGAUGAAGGAGCAGGCACGAUGGUCUUGAAAAUGCACCCCGACCCCGAACUCUACAACACCUCCGUCAUUGCCGCUUCAGAUGAUGGUCCCGACGGCUACGCUUCACGCCUCCAUAGACUGCUGUACGGCACUGAGCCCGACAAGUCUGGUGUUCCGCAGGGCUCCGACUACUACUUUGUCGCAAAGUGCGAGUUUGCUUCCAUAAAGUACCAGGACGACAUCUACUCGUCGUGGAGGCAAGUUGGGUUCACGCUGAAGAAUGGCGUCUUGCGGGCCAACGUUACCGACGAACGCUGUGCGAAUGCACGGAUGCCGACGCCGCAGAGUUCGCCUGUGUCUGGAUUUGCAGACCUCUAUUUCACGCUUGAGGGCGCCGGCGCUGUUCUCGGCUCUUCAGACGGCUACAGCAAGCUGUUCAAUCUUCGAGAUGAUGCAGGACAAGGAAGCAAUAUCUUCAGUGGCAUGUCCCGUCUCGACUCCAUAGUGAACCAGGUCUACCAUAUUGUGCAUACCAGCUGGUCGGAAAGCAUUAACAAAUAUGCCAUGAAGAACCAGACCAUCUAUGACCAGCCCGUCAUCAUGACCGAGUACCCACACCUGUACGUGAUUCGCAUCGACUGGACACCAACGACUUACAUCGGCCUCGUCCUCUCCAUACUCAUCACUGCGAAUGCGUCCGUUCUUGCAGCGCGCUGGUUGCUGGCCACUUGGCGAUUCGGCUUUGAUGCUGAGACUUGGAAUCUGCUGACGCCGGUCGAUCUGAUGGCGUACUCUUUGGCUGCGUACCAAGACCUCAUUCACCACCUGAACACGGUUGAACAUCGACGGAUGGCCAUGAGGGGUGCGACGAGGACGGUUCUGAAGGAACGGCCACUUUGGGAGGGGACGGAGAGUCUGAUCGGUCUCGUCAGCAACAGCGCCUUGCACCGAUUCGAUACUUCGACUGCAGCAAAUCCGACCAGCCCGACGAGUCAAAUGACCGGGAAAGUCGACUACCCAGCCAUCACGGAGACGGCUGCGAGCAGUCCUAUCAGCCCAACCAGUCCGACUGGCAGAGGAUCAAGACUGCCAAUGGACCCAGAGAAAGGCGACGUUGACAAGUGA